GUUACUGCUGUAGUCUCACCGUCAGCGACUCCUAAAAUAAGCGAGGGACGCCAGUGUUACAUAGUCAGCUCCAGUGUAUCUCAGGUAUUUCCUGUAGUUAGCUUUAAUUUUGCCAAUGGCGCUUCUCUCGUACUAAAACCAGCUGACUACCUUCAUCAAUCCGUUUUGGAUGCUGGUGGGAUGUGGUGCAUCGGGUUCAUGAAGAAGCCGGGAGUGACCAUCUUAGGAGAUCUUGUUCUGAAAGACAAGAUCUUUGUUUACGAUCUGUUCCAUCAGCAAAUUGGGUGGACAAACUACAACUGUUUGGAGGCAGCAAAUGUCUUCGUUCCCAAACAACGAAGCUCAUGCUGUUCAUCCAGAGACACGUUGUUGAUGUCGCUGCCUCUAGCGAUCACAAUUCUCAUCUUACAAAUAUCAUCAGUGAUCGGCAUCAAGACAAUGUAAUUUAAUGUCCAUUACGAGUUACACUGGUAGUUUAGGUAUCCUGGUCCAUGUAUCUUAUACACUCUUUGAACGAGAUGAUCAAUGGACAAUGAUUCACUCUUCUUUCCCCUAAUUCGUGACACUGUAUAAAAUGAGCUAGCUACUGAAGAGAAGGCAGUGGCAAUUUGGCAGUGUGUUGAGCUAACAUCACAUGUGAAGAAAG
Linum tenue is the source of this 646-nucleotide messenger RNA. Lineage: Eukaryota; Viridiplantae; Streptophyta; Magnoliopsida; Malpighiales; Linaceae. The record is from the annotation of a GenBank genome assembly.